Angiostrongylus costaricensis is the source of this 1128-nucleotide messenger RNA. NCBI's taxonomy places the organism in Eukaryota, Metazoa, Nematoda, Chromadorea, Rhabditida, Metastrongylidae. The record is from the annotation of a GenBank genome assembly.
AUGGACUACUAUUGCGAGGGAAAGGAGCAAAUGGCGUAUGUGCUGCGGUCCGCACAGCUCGUGAAGACGCACCUCUCAAGUAUCCGUGUAAUAUGCAAAGAUAUUCAAACCCGUGUACCGCCAAAGGCAGUUGCAGAGCAAUCUCUAAAGCAAUUCCAUACAAAAAGGCAAAAUCCAAACAUAGUAGGUGAACAUCAAGUCUCUUUGUUCUAUACCACCUUUGGAUAUCAUUUUCAGAAACUCUUACUCGCGUUGGGAUUAACAGAGGCCCAAAUUGACCGCCUAGAGAAUUCACCAUUGUGGGCCCCAUUUCCAGUAAACAAGAAUGAGGAACAAACUUCCAACCAAGAUGGAGAAGUGGUCAAAGGUCGAUCUAAAACGAGAAAUAAUUCGCCUGAAAAAGACUGGGAGGUUGCUGUAACAUUGCGAUCUAGUCCUGUGGAAAAAAUUUUGGCAGCAGGCAGACGUGAAAAACUGAUAUCGCAAAUGGCUGCCUGCAUGAAACGAAUGGAUGAGCGAAAGUUUCAAGAAUUCUUUCCAAUGUUUAGCAAACGCCAUGACUAUAACAAUUAUCACAGAGUUCGUUUACGGAUGGUUGAGGAAUGCAUAAAUGAUAAGCUUGAAGAGUUAGAGAUCGCUCCAAUAUAUUUUGAAAGCUGGACUGAAAAUGAAGGCGCGAUUAUUGAUAUUAAGUAUUUGGUAAGAUGCGCUAUAUCCUUCUCGAACUACUCUGAAGCAGAGGCAAUCGGUCUUGCACUGCGCAUGCAGUAUCCUGAGGAUGCGGCGGGUUGUGAUUGCAAAGAUGGUCGUUGCACGUUAUCCUGUCCUUGCAUUAAGAUCCGAAUGCGUAGAAACGGAAAGGUCGAUGUGGAAAAGCAGGCCGAGGCUAUUAUGGAAGGAUGUGGGACAACUUGCUCUUGUAACUUCGACUGUCCAAGCAGAUUUGAAGAGAGACGCAGGAAGGUUCCACUUGUCUUAUUGCACACAGCGAUAAAAGGAUGGUGCGUCUACACUCCACAAAUGAUUUCAAAAGGAACCUUUCUUGGUACAUAUACAGGCGAGAUCUUCGUUGUCGUUGUCGUCUCUGAGGAAGGCGAAGUCGCCGAAACGUCAGCCAUCGAUGAAUAA